Molecule: messenger RNA, 954 nt
Organism: Capsella rubella
Lineage: Eukaryota; Viridiplantae; Streptophyta; Magnoliopsida; Brassicales; Brassicaceae
Exons: 1
Coding region: 86-721 (211 amino acids)
Source: RefSeq, a predicted model, not a curated record
UAGCUCAUAAGUAAUCAAACUCCAAAACAAAAAAAAAAAACAAUAAUACAAAUCUCUUUUCUUCUUGUCUUUCUAAAAGAUCGAUAUGGAUCAAAACGUACCAAUAAGCAAGAAGCUAUGGAACAUCGUACGUUUUCUCUUGUACAUGAUUCGCAAAGGUGUAUCAAAACACAAACUCAUCGCCGACUUCAACGCCACUCUAAAACGUGGCAAGAACCUCAUGUUCCACCACCGUCGUCGCGUCCCUGCCGCUGCUUCCACCUCCUCAGACGCUUUAAACGCUGCCUCAUCAGCCACCGCGAUAUCCCGACAAGAGUACGAGUUCAGCUGCAGCAACACACCAAACUAUUCAUUCCCUUUCCCCAACAUGGCUUUCAUGAAGAAAAAGAGUCACAAUGGUCUCUUCACGUGUGGUCAAACGCCUCAGACUCUCGACGACGACUCAGCAGCCGCUAGAGCCGUUCUUGAGCUUCUUAACGGCGUUGGAGACAAAGGAAACCUAACUCCGGGAGAUUUAACUGUGGCUUUGUCCCCUUACUUCCCCGGGUUUGGACGGACCCCGUUGGUGAGACCGUUAAGAGUAACUGACUCACCGUUCCCGUUAACGCCGGAGAAUGAUGACGUGGGCAAGAGACACGUGGACAAAGCGGCUGAUGAUUUUAUAAAGAAGUUUUAUAAGAACUUGAAUCAGCAGAAGAAGAUGAUUGAGUUCAGCAGCUAAAUAUUUUAAUCUGAACAGUGUGUUUCCCUCAUAUUUCUCUUCUUCCUUAAUUUUUUUUUUUUUACUCUUUUCUGUGGUCUUUGCUGAUUAAAUUCCAAAGAUGUACGUGUUUAACAAAAAAAAAAAAAAAGAAAAUCCAAAGAUGUAACAAACUAAUAUUUUUGGGGGGUUAUUUUCACGUUUCUUAAUACAAUUGGAUAUCAUCAUGAAUAAUAAUAAAUAAAUAAAAACAC